Molecule: messenger RNA, 1239 nt
Organism: Filobasidium floriforme
Lineage: Eukaryota; Fungi; Basidiomycota; Tremellomycetes; Filobasidiales; Filobasidiaceae
Exons: 5
Coding region: 1-1239 (412 amino acids)
Molecular function (GO): protein binding
Source: RefSeq, a predicted model, not a curated record
AUGGGCAAGACGAGAUCAUCCAAGAACAAGACCGGAGCCAGCUCUCGAGCUUCCACGUCAAAAGCGGAACAACCUACCGCGACCGACCUGAUAGCACAAGCCCAUGCAUACCUCGGACAAUCCAACUUUGAACAGGCUAUCAACAGUCUCGCUCUCGCACUCGACAUCGAACCGGCGAACAGGGAAGCCAAGGAGAUCCUCGGGAUCGCCGAGAUCGAGGGUGGGGACGUCGAAAAGGGACGAGAGCACCUGACGGGACUACUACCCCCUCACGUCCAAGACCCGGCUCCGUCCACCUACCUCUACCUAGCCCAGACGGCACCGACACCGCAAGAAGCGUUACAGCUCUACGAAUCGGCCAUCAAGCUGCUCGAAAGCAAGAUCGAGGCCUUCUCUACACGCGGUUCUGGAAUGGAGGAGGAGGACGCCGAUGCCGAUGUCGACGUCGAUGUGACCAAGGAAGAGUUGAUGAAAGAGUGCAUCACCGCGCUCGUCGCGAUGAUCGAAAUCUGGAUGUCGGACUUGUGCUUCGAACCCCAAGCCUCGUCCGAAUGCGACACCCUUAUCGCCCGAGCCCUGUCGAUCGACCCGAACGACAUCGACGCCCUCCUCACCCUCUCAUCCAUCCGGAUGUCCCAAUCCAAGGCGGACGAAGCCAAACAGGUCAUCCUCCAAGUCUCACGGUUGGUCAUGGACGUCAUCGACCGGAUAGACAAGGCCGAGGACGAGGGCGAGGCGGCCGUCACCUCUACAAACACGGAGACCAGCGACACUACGGGCCAAGAUAGGAUGGCGGAUGAAGCCGACUCGAACCCUGUCGUCCGGGACCUGCCUUCGAUCCCCACUCGACACCUCUUGACCCGUCUCUUGCUCGAGCACCACCAAUACGUCCAAGCGCUCCGGGUCAACGAUUCCGUCAGGCGAGAGGACGAGCUCGAGGUGGAAGGUUGUUACCUGGAAGGAUGGGCGUGGUACUGUCGAGGCGAAGCUAUCGAGGCUGGGGAUGAAGAGGGAGCCAAGGAAAAGUUGCCCGAAGAGGAGACGUUGCCGAGCAAGAACGAGUGUUGGACCGAGGCCUUGAGCAGUUUCAUGGAGUGUGCUUCGCUUCACGAAAGUCAGGAACAUCCCGACCAAGGUAUCCUCGCACAUGUACAAGAGCUCAUCCCCCUGCUGGAAAAGGCUGGCAUCGUGGUCGAAGUCGACGACGAAGAGGCCGGCGAGGACGUGGACAUGGCAUAG